UCUUCGAACGGUCAAGAACGUUUGACGCCCGUAUCUUGUGCAGGUGUCGUUUCAGUCGGUAUAACUAUAUUAUUCAAUUGAUGGUGCUUCUCACAGGAACGUUCGAUUUUUUCCUCUUGUACAGCUUAUAUCGAAGGAACGUCAAUUAUUCAUAAUUGCUUUAUCUAACUUCAGGAAGUGCGAAUGAUAAUGUACGAGGAUGCACUUUGUCCUGCGGUAAGCCCCUGUGUUUGUAGAGGUUCAGUGACAAUCGACUGCAGCUCACAAAGACUUGUAGCUUUACCUAUGUUUAUAACAAUGACAUCAACUUUUAAAUUGCUGGAUUUGUCACUUAAUCAUCUAGGCGAACUAAAAGAAAACAGUUUCGAGGAUGUUCAAGCUGAAAGGAUUGAUUUAUCUUUUAAUGAUAUAGCAAUUUUAUAUACUAAAACGUUUGAAAAGAGCAGAAAGUUGAAAUUUCUCAAUCUCAAUCAUAAUUUACUACAAACACUACCAAUUGGAUUCGGGAAGCUUCUACGUCAACUGACAACACUACUCUUGAAAUUUAAUUCUUUUACAAAUUUUCUACCUGAAUGGUUUGAUGGCUUUACGAAUCUUAAAUUUUUGGAUUUAUCAGGAAACCAACUGGGUUUUAUUCCGACGCCUGCUUUAAGAAAGCUAGAAUCUCUAAGCACCCUAACUCUAAGGCAAAUAGGUCUAAGCAAAAUUCCUAGGGAUGCUUUUAAGGGUGUUAAGGUUGAGAUAUUGAAUUUAGGAAACAAUAAAGACAUAAAGAUUGAAAAAGAUUCCUUUUGUGGUAUUGAUCCUCAAACGAGCAUAUUAAGAUUAGAUCAUAGUCACAUCAGACAAAUACCAGUUGGGUGCAUAUUGAAAUUGGUAGAGUCUGUUAGAUUGCUAGAUUUAUCUGGAAAUCCUCUGCACUGCGAUUGUUCAGUACUUUCAGCGAACUUGUUUUAUGCUAUCUCAUUAGGUACCAUUGCUCAGUGUGCAUCACCAAAAAAGUUUGCCGGAGAGCUGGUUCAGAGAGUUAAUUCGACUCAAUGCCAGGUCCGGUCAGGUCAAUGCAUUGAUUCCUGUUCCGAAUCGAGAAGUUCGAGUUAUCAAAUCAUGUCUAUAUAUGUCUUUGUCAUUUGUUUAGGCCUAACAUAUUUCAAUUACGAUUAGAAUACAGAUAUUUUUUCCUUUAUUUAUAGGCUUCAAUAUAAUUAUAUUCUGUAUAUCCGGUGGAAGUACGCAGGGGGUUGAUAGAUUUCGCAACUUUUUUUUACAAUAACACUAACAUUAAACAGUUUC
Messenger RNA from Dimorphilus gyrociliatus, 1293 nucleotides. NCBI's taxonomy places the organism in Eukaryota, Metazoa, Annelida, Polychaeta, Dinophilidae. The record is from the annotation of a GenBank genome assembly.